CAAACUUGAGCGGUAUCGAUAGUGACCGGUUGAACAAAAUGUCGAUUGUUUAUAGGUCAUUGAUAAAUAACGUUGGUAAAUUCGUUCCACGGAGAUUACAACCGUUUUGGGAACAUGAAGCAGGUAGAAAGAAUAAUUUUCAAUAUGAUGUUAUUAAUAACAUGUAAUUUCAGGUCCAAAAACAAUUUUUUUUUGGGCACCAGCUUUCAAAUGGGUAUACAUUGGUUAAAUAAGCAUUAUUUACUGUAAUAAAACUUUGAUUGUAUUAACAGGGAUUAGUUAUAGCUGGUCUAGCUGACUAUGCACGACCGGCUGAAAAUUUGAGCCUCGCCCAAUCCGUUUCCCUGACUGCAACAGGUAUUUUCAUUUUUUCGCGAUGGUUAUAUAAGAGGUUAUGAAGUGUCAAAGCAAACCUCUUUUUGUCAUCAACCGAUUAAUUAUAAGAUAGACAGUGUGUUACCUAUCUGAUUUUUCAGGAUGCAUCUGGGCAAGAUAUUCCUUAGUUAUAAUUCCCAAAAAUUGGAGUUUAUUUUGGGUCAACACUUUCCUGGCAAUAACAGGAUUCUCUCAAAUUGGCCGUAUAUGGAAUUAUGAACAAAAAAAGAAAAAGGAGCAAGAGUAAAAUAGACUUUUUCGAAUUAUUCUAUUCUCUCUGUUUUGCAUAACGUUAAUAAAUAAUAAAUUACUGAUAAGAACUGAUAAUGUUAGUUGUGUUGACCUAGCAGACCCACAUUGUUUUAUACUAUAUAUAAGGCGUAGUUUUAAAAUCACAAGCUAGACACUGAUUACUAAAGAUGAAGAAAUCGGUGGAAAUUUCACACGCCAGUGCUAAGGCCGACUCGGAACCAAAAAAUAAUGAUGAAAAACAAGAGACUGAAGCUAAUGCUGUAGGUUUAGGAGAAUUGUUCAGAUUUGCUGACAGCAAAGACAAAGUCUGUAUGAUCUUAGGAACUUUAGCCGGAUGUGCUCAUGGGUCUGCUUUGCCAUUAAUGAUUCUUGUUUUUGGAAAUAUGACAGAUCUCUUUAUUGGGUCUGCAAAUCAAGCUGCUAAUCAAACAAGUAAUAACACCAUCUCAACAAAUAUGCCACCAAUGAAUAACAACGGUACACUUGUUAAAGAAAUGGGAAAAUAUGCAAUAUAUUACACCAUAAUAGGAGCAUGUGUUUUACUAAUUGGAUAUCUACAAAUAUCACUGUGGAUGAUCUCUUCUAAUCGGCAAUCUCAACGUAUUCGUGUAGCACUAUUUAACUCUAUCAUGAAACAAGAGAUAGGUUGGUUCGAUACACACGAAUCUGGGGAGUUAAAUUCAAGAUUAGCUGAUGACGUGACAAAAAUUCAAGAAGGAAUUGGAGAUAAACUGGCGAUGUUCUUUCAAUGGUUUUGUGCAUUUUUAACAGGAGUUAUUAUGGGCUUUGCGCAUGGAUGGAAAUUAACCCUCGUUAUAUUGGCUGUUAGCCCAGCCUUAGCGGGCGCAGCAUUUGUCAUGAGCAAAGUUGGUGCUUGGAUGACAAACAAAGAGCUUAAUGCCUAUGCAAAAGCAGGAUCUAUAGCUGAAGAAGUUUUGGGAGCCAUUCGUACUGUAACAUCAUUUAGUGGCCAAAAAAAAGAGUGUAUCAGAUAUAAUUCAGAAUUAGAAAAUGCUAAGGGAUUUGGAAUAAGGAAAGGAUUCGUUAAUGGAGGAUCUAUUGGACUUGUCUUUCUCAUUAUGUUUAGCUCGUAUGGUUUAGCAUUUUGGUAUGGAAGUAGGCUGGUACGACAGGAUGAAUACUCGGCUGGAAAGUUGCUGAUUGUCUUUUUCAGUGUUCUUAUUGGUGCUUUUUCGCUUGGAAAUGCUGCUCCAAACCUUCAGCAUCUAGCAACAGCGCGCGGGGCUGCUCAUGCUAUAUUCAGAAUCAUAGAUAAUAAACCUUCCAUAGAUAGUAGUUCCAAAUCAGGCAAAAAGAUUUCUGGUGGACUGAGAGGAGAUGUUAAAUUUUUAAAUAUAAAAUUUAGCUAUCCCUCAAGACCAGAUGUUGUAGUUUUAGAUGGACUACAUUUGGUAGCAGAAGUUGGAAAAACAACGGCACUUGUCGGUUCAAGUGGAUGUGGUAAAUCAACAACCAUACAGUUACUUCAGCGUUUCUAUGAUCCUUGUGCAGGCAACAUUUACAUUGACGACAUAAAUAUCAAAGAGUACAAUUUAAAAUGGCUUCGACAGCAGAUAGGAGUAGUAUCGCAAGAGCCCAUUUUAUUUGCAACUACUAUUAUGGAAAACAUACGAUUUGGGAGGGAAGAUGCUUCAGAAGAAGAUAUUUAUAAAGCCGCAAAGGAGGCAAAUGCGUACGAUUUUAUUAUGCAGUUACCAAAGAAAUUUCAAACUUUAGCUGGAGAGAGAGGAGCGCAAUUGUCGGGUGGCCAAAAGCAAAGAAUAGCCAUUGCAAGAGCUUUAGUUCGAAAUCCGAGAAUACUUCUUUUAGAUGAAGCAACUUCUGCAUUGGAUACAGAAAGCGAAGCAACAGUUCAAGCUGCUUUAGAUAAAGCGAGAAGUGGUAGAACAACCUUCGUCAUUGCUCAUAGACUGUCAACUGUGAAAACAGCUGAUACUAUAGCAGGAUUUCGAAAUGGCCGAAUAGUAGAAUACGGAACUCAUGAAGAACUAAUGAAAAUAGAAAAAGGUGUUUAUUACCAAUUGGUAACAACUCAAACGAAUAAAAGAAAUGAAGAAUUAUAUGAUAUUGAAGAGUAUACUGAAGAUACGAAAGAAGAGAAUGCUAUUAACAGACAAUUUAGUCAAAAGGUGAAGAGAAUGAGAUCCAUCAGCUCGGGAGAUGAUAUACCUGAAGAGAAUGAUGACUUACCGGAGGCUUCCUUUAAACGAAUUAUGAAAUUAAAUAGAACCGAAUGGCCAUUCAUUGUUACUGGUUGUCUUGGGGCUUUAAUCUCUGGAGGAGUUCAGCCAGCUUUUGCGAUUAUUUUUAGUGAAAUUCUCGGAGUGUUUAGUAUAACUGACUUGAAAGAACAGGAGAAAGAAGCCAACAAAUUUUCUGGUUUAUUCGUUGCAAUUGGCGCUGUUGCAGGAUUGGCAAUGUUUCUUCAAAGUGCCUCGUUUUCAAAAUCAGGAGAGAUCCUAACGUUACGUUUGCGGAGAAUGGCGUUUAAAGCGCUUAUGAGCCAGGAAAUCGCUUAUUUUGACGAUAAAAAAAACAAUCUUGGAGCAUUAACAACGCGAUUGGCUACCGACGCAAGUGCGGUUCAAGGCGCCACAGGAGCUCGUUUGGGAACUAUUAUUCAGAGUUUUUGUAGUAUUGUAACAGGAUUAGUUAUCGGAUUUGUGUUCUCUUGGAAACUUAGUCUUUUAAUAUGUGGUUUCGCUCCUUUUAUGAUGAUUGGGGGUUUUAUUCAAAUGCGCGUUAUGACUGGUGGUGCUAAAGGAGACAAAGAAGCAUUGGAAGAAGCAGGGAAGAUAUCUGUUGAAGCUAUAGAGAACAUUCGCACAGUGGUGACUCUAACGAAAGAAGAUUUUUUCAUCAAAAAUUACAACGAACAAACACAGCUUCCUAUGAAGAGGAACCUAAAAUCUGCUCAUAUUCAAGGAAUUGCUUAUUCAUUCAGUCAGAGUAUUAUAUUUUUUGCAUAUGCAGCUUGUUUCAGUUUGGGAGCUUAUUUGAUUGAAAAAGAUAACCUGGAGUAUCAAAAUAUGUUCAAGGUUAUAUCAGCCAUCGUUUUUGGAGCCAUGGCUGUUGGACAAGCAAGUUCCUUUGCUCCAGACUAUGGUAAAGCUAAAGUUUCUGCUGCCAAAUUAUUCGAUCUCUUUGAUCGAAAGACAGAAAUCGAUAGUUUUUCUACCGAGGGUCUCAAGUUAGAUCGGUUGGUGGGGCAUAUACGUUUCAACAAAUGCAACUUUAGCUACCCUUCAAGAAUAUCUACACCUAUUCUGAGAAAUUUAGAUCUUGAAAUACUACCAGGGAAAACAACAGCCCUUGUAGGUUCAUCGGGUUGUGGAAAAAGUACCACUAUAUCCUUGCUUGAAAGAUUUUAUAAUCCUUUAGAAGGUUCUAUACAGUUUGACGGGCAAGAUAUUAAGUCUUUUCAAACCCAUUGGUUUCGAUCAAUUAUUGGUUUGGUUCAACAGGAACCCAUUUUGUUUGAUACUAGCAUUAAAGAAAAUAUUGCGUAUGGCGAUAACGAAAGAGAUGUAUCAAUGGACGAAAUUAUUAAUGCAGCAAAAAGUGCCAACAUUCACGAUUUUAUAUCAAGUCUGCCACUUGGUUAUGAUACCAACGUGGGUGACAAGGGAGCACAGUUGAGCGGGGGCCAAAAACAGAGAAUUGCUAUUGCAAGGGCUCUAAUCAGAAAUCCUAAAGUCUUGUUAUUAGAUGAAGCUACAUCAGCUCUGGAUACUGAAAGUGAGAAAGUCGUUCAAGAGGCCUUGGAUAAAGCUCGAUUGGGUAGAACCUGUGUUGUUAUUGCACAUAGGCUAUCAACCAUUCACAACGCUGAUAAGAUUAUAGUAUUGAAGAACGGACAAGUAGAGGAAGAAGGAACCCAUCAUGAAUUAAUGGCUAAUAAAAAUAUUUAUUAUAAGCUUAACGUCGCUCAAACAUCUCGAAAAUAG
Molecule: messenger RNA, 4595 nt
Organism: Dimorphilus gyrociliatus
Lineage: Eukaryota; Metazoa; Annelida; Polychaeta; Dinophilidae
Source: the annotation of a GenBank genome assembly